Molecule: messenger RNA, 390 nt
Organism: Homarus americanus (American lobster)
Lineage: Eukaryota; Metazoa; Arthropoda; Malacostraca; Decapoda; Nephropidae
Product: cuticle protein 19.8-like
Exons: 2
Coding region: 1-390 (129 amino acids)
Cellular component (GO): extracellular matrix
Source: RefSeq, a predicted model, not a curated record
AUGAAGAUAUUAAUCGAUUUUCCUACUCUGGAGACCCCAAAUUACGCCUACUCCUACGCCGUCGUAGGUGACCGCUACUCUGGUCCCAACUACGACCACUCCGAGACCCGCGACGGCUACAAGACCCAGGGCAGCUACUCUAUAGACCUCCCCGACGGCCGCAGGCAAGUCGUGACGUACGUGGACACUGGCAAUGGUCUGAUGGCAGAUAUUACCUUUGAGGGGGAAAUCAAGCUUCCCCCUAGCUACGCACCUGCCCCUAGCUACACACCUGCCCCUAGCUACACACCUGCCCCUAGCUACACACCUGCCCCGAGCCAUGACCUUAUUCCCAGCUACAUUGGCGGUCCCAGCUACAAACCCGCGCCCUCACACCGUCCGUACGCUUAA